AAGGUCAGUUUAGUGCGCUUACUACAAAUCGUAUGCUGGAUUCGCUUACUAACGCUUUCGCAGAUGAUCCUUUAUGGGGGUUACACACAUGAUUUUAGUGAUUAUGUAACGGCGUUUCCUCUGUGGUAAGAUGUAAACUGUGGAUUGACGCGGAUCGUGAAUCAUUCAAGGUUGACAGGGUUGUUGGCACCAUGGAAUGUUGACAUCGGUUGGCAAUAUCACAACCGCAUUUUGUGUAGUUAUAUUUGGGAGUUGCGCAUAUCGUGGUAGUUAUCUUUGGAUUGUAGCAUGUGCAGUGUGCGAGCAAGAUUGCAGCAAAGUGUGACAUUUAUUUUGUUGUAUGCGGUAGUUUAUGAAUCUUUGUGUAACGUGUUAUCUUGUUGGUACAGAAUUCCAGUUUAGUUUUCUGUCAUCUAUGUACAAGUUCGUUAUGUAUUUCUUGGAUAACAUUAUUUCACAGGCAGUUAUGAGACUGUUGGAAAUGAAAGGGUUGUAUAUUGCCUUAAUAGUAAUUAUUUGUGGUUUGGGUGUCAUCUUUUUGGCGAUUCCAGAUGUAAUGGAAAGUGACUUGUGGUUUGUAGCAGUUUUGGAUUUAUUAGCUAAUUGGGUGUUGGUAUGGGAACUGACAAGUUUUUACCAUUUUAUUGAAGCUUUAAGACACAAAAACAUGUUGGGUAUGGAGGUAGCUACACUUCAUAUAUGAUUUUUGAAAGGUACUGACAUUUGUUUGAUGAGACUAUGUAUAGUGUUAUGUAGCUUGUUAAAGAACGUACUGUGAUAUAGUUGUCAAUAUGGUUAAGACAGAAUCCUUUCAUAACUGUAGUAGAAUUUCAGUCCAGUGCAGUGUUAAAAACUUGGUUUCAUAUUCAAGAAGUACAAUCAAGAUGGAGUGUGGCAGUAUGUGUAGUAUAGAUUCGGAUUCAAGAAAUAGUGCUUUACAUUUUUUAAAGUCUGUUGCCAUGAAUGCAGAUAUUGCUCAAUCUGCCCAAGAAGAGGUACAACACUUUAUGCAUGUCGAUUCUUCUAAAAACAGUAGAUUGUCUGCAGCUAGCACAACAGAUAUAACGUAUUCAGAAGAACUCAAGCCAAAUCCACCAGCCGAAUAUAAUUUGUCAAAUGUUUAUUGUGCUGGUUCAUCUGUUUCUCAUAUAUUACCUUCUGAAGAAGGUAAUAUAAUAUCUGCUGUUGUUCUUUCAAAGUGGGAUGAUAUUGUGGGUCCACAGACAGUUUAUGUUUGGUUAAAAAAUAAAGUAGACAUGAUAAAUGUGGACACAAGAAGAACAGUGGGCCACAGUCUGAUCAGAAACUUGUGCAUAGCAAAGUCUGUGAAGUAUGUAACAACUCACACAGUGAAUUACACUGGUUUAAACUUAGUAAUGUCACCAAGCUGUAGUGAUGCUACUGUGAAUCCAGUGGAAAGAAACAGUGGUAUAUUUAUUGUUCCAGAAUUAGAUCUUAUAGCACAGUCUCUAAUAUUCCAGUUACAAAACCAUGAAUUGAAUGUUCCAUAUUCUCUUGCUGUGAUCGUGAGCUAUCAGCACUAUAGCUAUUAUCUGCACCUUCGCCAACUAUUUCAGCUCUGGCUUCAACGUACAGCUGCUCGAUUGCGUAUGAUUCUGCAGAAGAGUUUGUCUUCCAAUUCUGCGUUUGAAAAUAGUGAUCAAGUAAAUGACUGGAUGAUUGAUAUGUGCUAUAUGAUGUUAUCAUUGAAGUCAUAUGGCCUUACUCCAGCAACUCAUGUUGAGUCAUAUCAUGUGUUGAAUAAUCUGUUAUUGGAGAGAGUCCUCACCUCACAUCUGCAGACAUUUGGUUGUACUGUUGUUAUGGGAACAUCUUCUGAAGACAUUAAUUCUUUAAUUUCUUUCUUGGCUCUCUUCCUCGACACAGAUGAACUGCAUUGUUCACGGUUUGUGCUUCCUCCUGAGAACUGUUUUUUCCACGCUGGUCUCUUCUUACAGGGACUGCUCCUGAAUGAGUAUGGUUGUCGAGAACUGUGCUCCACAGAGUUAGCUGCAAACCCAUAUCCUGUAACUGCAGUGGAUCUGACACGAGGCAUUCAUGCGGCAGCAGUAAAACAAACUCCGCUCCACCAUCGUAGAUGGCAGGUGCCUCAGAGGGAAUACCAUCAGUUUCAUGAUGAAGGGCAGGUUCAAGAACCAGGGCCAGAACAUUCGCUGCACGAAAGUGUGUUCCAUCCUGUGAAAGAGGGGGCACAUCUUGUGUGUGGUUUUCUGGAGGACAUGAGGCAUCUCCCAUCAAGUCUCUGGUCGACAUACAUACAGCUGUUCAAGCAAAAACUAAAUUCCUUAGCCUUUAGUCUUCUUAAUCUUGUUUGUUGGAUGAGAAAUGACUGUGCAAAACGUCAACACCGCAGAUACCUAGCACAGGUCCUGGAUCUGGAGGAACCUGACCUCCUCAUCGUACUGGCUGUUGCAGAAAAACUGCAGCCUGGUGUGUAUGCCUACGUCAUGAGUGAGAGUUCGGUUGUUAGGUGAAUUUUUUAGACUGUGAGCAUUGACGGACAUAGUUCAGCAGUUUAACCUCUAGUAUCAGGACUCACAGUUCUCUUAUUUUGGCACUACACAAUCUCAGGAGGAGGAAGCUGUUCAGAAUUUUAAAAUGUAACAUUCACAAAAGAUGUUUUAGGUAUGUCAUUGGAUCGAGAAACUUUUGGCUGUUCCGUCACUUUUUUUGUUCAUAUUCCACAUGUCAGUUGUGGUUCUGUAUAAUUUUUGGGUUUAUAACUUUACCAUGCUCAGUAAAUAAUUCAUUACUUACUGGAGGAUUACAUAUAUUUGUCACUGUUUGUGUCUCUCCAGACCAUCGCCUCAUCUUGUCGUCAGCCUAGUUUUGUCAUUUGUUCAAUGAUAGCUGAUCCUGUUGCUUAACCUAUAACCUUUCUGUUAGGACUUGCAAUAUUGAAUUUUCUCUUUUGUCAAGUAAGUUAGAUGAGCAAAAAUGUUGUCAAUAUGCAGCUUAUGUAGCCCAUGAUCUUUCAUCUUUCUUGUUGUGUUUUUUACAUUAGCAUGUGUUGUUGCUAUAUUUGCAGUUACACAUGUCAUAUUCUUCAUAAACAGAUUUUAAGUUUUGUGUAUAGCCAGAAACGUUACGUAAUUUGUACAUUUUUCUUGCAAGACGUCUGUUUUUCUUAGUGAUGUAUUGCAUUCUAAAAGUAGUUUAUCUUUUUCCACAGCCAUAUGUUCAGAAGGGCAUAAUAUUUUAGAUAGGCAAGUAAAAAAUAUGUAGAUUAUAUAAUGUAUAAUAGUUUGGAUCAUUUUUGUUAACGGAAUUGUCGUUCUUGAAAAGUGUAGACAUGGGAAGAUGUGAAGAAAUCUGUUGCUUCGAACCAUAUUGCCAUAGAAAUGCGUAACAAACUGGAGCUAAAAAUGUAAUAAAUGCACUUUAUUCUCUGCUUUGGAAGCUAUUAAGGUAUUUAAAUAAGACUCUUGGCUCUCACACCUGGUGUUUAAAAAGCCAUACAUUAAAGGUUAAUAUUAAUUUAAUUACAUACAGUGUGUUCAACUUAAAUUGCAACCCUAAUUACAACAAUAUUUGUGAGCUUUGUUGACCUGAGUACAAGGAAACAGAGAGUUGUUUCUUAGUUUUUAGUUGUCAAGAACGUAGCAGAACAGCUUUACAGCAGAUGUUCCUUGUCAGGAUAUGCAUUCUUAAGUGCUUCACAAACAACAGCAAACAAUUUCAGUUCAAAGUAAUAUUUGAGAGCAGACACACAUUUUGCUUGUGAAUUCACCAUGUUUGAACCUGCACAGCAUUUGUAAGACUGGCAUGAGCAGUGGCCUAGCAAUUAGGUUGACCUUGACUCGAAUGUUACAAGGAACUUGGGAGAGAGUGUCACAUUUCAUUUUUGUGCCAUAGCACACGACUGUUGUUGGGUUGCAUAUUAAAUUGUACACUCUGUACAGUAUUAUAAAUGACAAAGACAUGCUCGAGUUACACUUGUAAGCAGUUGACACAUAUUAGGGUAUUUGUAGAUAUUUAUAGAGGGUGUAUGAUUUAUGUUUUAUUUUAAAAGAUUUGUUUUUAGGUGCAUAGCACUGUACAGUAAAAUCUUAGUAUAAUAAACACCAGUAUAAUGAGCCAAUAAGGGAUAAUUUACGUAACCACGUAAAUGAUUGAUAGUGCCCGAAUUUAUAACCUGUGUUGGGCAAGGCCGUGGUCUAGGCAACACGGAGUUUUCCUCCGGGGGCUUCCCCGGUUUCUCCAUGGCAUCCCAACAA
Messenger RNA from Zootermopsis nevadensis, 4238 nucleotides. Its product is annotated as guanine nucleotide exchange factor C9orf72 homolog. Gene Ontology annotation, cellular component: autophagosome; endosome. Gene Ontology annotation, molecular function: guanyl-nucleotide exchange factor activity. The record is from RefSeq and is a predicted model, not a curated record. Gene Ontology annotation, biological process: autophagy; endocytosis. Lineage: Eukaryota; Metazoa; Arthropoda; Insecta; Blattodea; Termopsidae.